This is a messenger RNA of Panicum virgatum (switchgrass), 1574 nucleotides long. RefSeq lists its product as uncharacterized. The transcript is spliced from 2 exons. Lineage: Eukaryota; Viridiplantae; Streptophyta; Magnoliopsida; Poales; Poaceae. Bases 136 to 1383 code for a protein of 415 amino acids. The record is from RefSeq and is a predicted model, not a curated record.
GCCUUAAGCAGUCAACAGUCAUCCGUCAGCACAACACCUCUAUAUUGUUUCACUCGCCGCUGUAUCACAGCAGUAGUAGAGACACUCCCUCCGGCCGCCGGCCACCGUCACGAGCGAACUAGUUAGUCGACGGCAAUGGACGCCUCCUCCUCCUCCUUCCAAAGAGGCGGAGAGCGACGAGGAAGGUGGGGGAGCCCCGAGCGCACGGUGGUCUGGACUGAGCCCAAGCCCGCGCCCAAGGCGACAAGGAAGGGGGCCGUGGUGUACUACCUCUGCCACCGCGACGGCCACCUCGACCACCCGCACUUCCUGGAGAUGGAGCUCCCGCUCUCCUCCCACCGCGCCGCCGCCGGCGGCCUCUACCUCCGGGACUUCACGGCCCGCCUCGACGCGCUCCGGGGCAGCGGCAUGCCCGCCAUGUACGCCUGGUCCUCCAAGAGGAGCUACAGGAACGGGUACGUGUGGCAGGACCUCGCCGAGGACGACCUCGUCCACCCCGCCCACGGCACCGACGAGUACGUCCUCAAGGGCUCCCCGCUCCUCCUCCUCCUCCCCGAGCCGCCCCCGCCCGCGCGCCGCGACGUCUCCUCGGCCUCCUCCGCUUCCAGCCAGGACUGGAGGGCCGCCGCCGGCCGCCGCCGCAAGAACUGGAGCUCAUUCGACCUCGGCGAGUACAGCAAUAACAAGCAGCUGGUGGCCCUGCGCGCCGCCCAACAGUCCGCGGCAACGCAGACCGGCCACCGCGGGACGGAGCCGGACCAGGAGUCCACGGAGCUGGCCAUCACCGAGAUCUCGCCGCCGCCGUCCUCCAGCAGCCCGGACGACGCCCUGGACAGCUGCGGCAGGGACGUCGGCGUGAUCGCCGGCGGGCGGAUGCGGGCGUCGGCGGUGCUGAUGCAGCUCUUCUCCUGCGGGUCCUUGGGCGGCGCGAAGCGGGGCCACGCGCGCGGGCGCUCCGACGUGGCGCCGACGAGUGCCAGCGGCAGCGACCGGCAGGCCGCGGAGAAGGAGGCGGCGGAUGCGUACGCCUCAGCAGCAGGAGCGGAGUGCUCGUCAGGUAAUAUCAUGGAGCGGGACUACUUCAGCGGCAGCCUCGUCGAGAGCAGCAAGACCACGGGUGGUGGCGGCGGCGAUGCUGCUCUUCUUCUAAAGAGGUCGUCCUCCUGCAACGCCGACAGGGGCGCCGCGAGGCUGAAGCUGCCGGUGGCGGCGAGGGAGCAGGUGGUGCGCGCCGGGUGCCUGGCCUCCCGAGGAAGCCGCGCGCCCAAGAGAAACACGAGUAAAUCCGCGGCGGCCGCGAGCAGGGAAGACGGAGGCGAGUGCGAGGGCGCGACGGAGCCGGCGGCGGCGGCCGCCGACGGGGCGGGGAGCAGCGGCCCAUGAAGCCUGUGCCUUGAUCUGCAGGCGGCGGGACGGGCACGGCACGGCACCGUGUGGACGCCCCGAGACGUGGAUGGACUUGCAACGGCACGGAGUUGUACUGAUCUACUGUAAACAAUGGCGACGAGAUCCGGCAGCAGUCUCGCGUGCCUGCUAUACUUCCCUAAUUUAUUUCUAAUCAAUUAGUUAAUCAA